ACGUUCAGCGGGACUGUCGGAAAGGCGAGAGUCGGCAUUCGUGAUAUACGGGAACGGAUUAUCCGGGUAAGUAUUGCACGUGACUUGCACGUUACGGGAUUCACGUCAAAAUUAUAGAUGCCAGGUUCGAUACACCUGUUCUCCGCAACGAGACUGUCGAAAUGGCUUUACUGGACACGUGUCGAAUAGAUGCCAAGUUCGAUACACCUGUUCCUCGCAACGGCAGCAACGUCCAAGUCGAAAUGGCUUCAACCAAUCGCUAAUCCAAUCAAUGGGAUUUUGGAAACGGCAAUUGAACGGGAUCUAACUAUGAAUGAGAAUUCUGUCUGGUAGAAGCACUUACACCACGGCUAAUUAGUGACAGUAAACGAUUACUGACAAAACAUUACUAGCUGCGCAAUAUCCGGGAGUGCUGUACGAUUGCAAGUGUAUACGCGACAUUUUUCGUUGUUUUUAAUGCCUCCGAACAGACGGACGGGCUCAGGUUGCGCUGACAAGGGCAUAAGUUAGUGUAAUUGGUUUGUGCUGUGAUUGGAACUUUUUUGCACAGGGAUGCAUAUGAUAACCAACACUCUAGAGCAGGGAGUUUGGAAAUCUACAAACAUCUCUCUAUACAAACUGUACGUGACCUGGCUACACCCCCUUUGCCUCUCCAACCAUCAAACGCAUUUUUAGAUACUUUCUGCUAUAAUCUCUACCUAUAAAGGUUUGUCCGCAACAAUCAAAAUCCCAACCAGAAUCCGUUUCUCAAUAUAGAUGGUGAAGCAGAGGCGUUCUGUGUUGGUGGCAUGGCCGUUCAUUGGACGUGUUGCAUUCCAAGAGAAUGUAUUAAUAUCGAGAGAAGUAGCUUGCUGUCUGAUCGCGAGUGGGAAGCAUUGUACAGCAAAGCUGAGGAAUAUUUGUGUCGCAACGAUGACGUGUUCGAUGAUUCUAUCCGCCAUGUGGUCGUGAUGAAUACCAUUCAGCAUGCGCUUCCAGGCCGUGGUGUACGUAGCCUUCCACUUGCUGUUCAAAGGAAUGAGGACGAUCCAUCACUGGCAGAUGUCGCCAUCUUAGUCGUCGAUGCCCGUCCCUGUGAGUUCGAGGCCGGAUUUCAGGCUGGAGGCCAGACAAGGGAACACUCCGUUUUGGCAAGAUUGUUGGGCGUCACACAGUUAGCUGUUGCUGUAAAUAAAAUGGACGCAAUCGAGUGGUUGCAAGAGCGUUUCAAUGAGAUUGUCCAGAAAUUAGGACAGUUUCUCAAACAAGCUGGAUUUAGGGAAAGCGAUGUGAAAUACAUACCAUGUAGCGGUUUAACUGGCGUCAAUUUGAUACAACUAGCCGAGAAAGACAAACUGAGUAUGUGGUAUAAAGGUCCAUGUUUGGUGGACAGAAUAGAUGCAUUCAAGCAUGUACAGCGUCCGCUCGAGAAGUCAUUUCGUUGUUCUGUAUCAGAUGUAUUUAGAAUUGGUGGAUCGGGAAUUACUGUAAGCGGCAAGAUCGCAUCGGGUCAUAUCCAAGUGGGUGAAGUAGUUGCUGUAAUGCCUGCUGGUGACCAAGCUUUAGUAAAAGCAAUUUCUAUUCACGACGAUUCAACUCAAUGGGCCGUGGCUGGCGACCACGUCUGCAUGACACUGACAGAAAUCGACAUAUCAAAAACGCCUGUCGGCAGCAUGUUGUGCGAUCCGUCGAAUCCUGUCCGGCCGGUUUUGAAAUUCCGCGCUCGAAUAAUCGUGUUCAAUAUUGAAAUACCGAUAACAAAAGGAUUUCCGGUCAUGUUGCAUUAUCAGUCGGUAAAUGAAGCGGCUGUGAUUAACCGACUUGUUAGUGUCUUGAACAAGAACACAGGAGAGGUGAUCGCAAGGAAGCCGAGAUGUUUGAGUAAGCAGUCGACUGCUCUUGUCGAGAUCGAGCCGGCUAGAUCCGUCUGUGUUGAACUAUUUAAGGAUUUCAAAGAUCUGGGACGGUUUAUGUUGCAAUCAGGUGGUACUACGAUUGCAGCUGGGAUUGUAACAGAUAUAAUACAAUAAUAUCAGCAAGUUUA
Corticium candelabrum is the source of this 2023-nucleotide messenger RNA. RefSeq names its product HBS1-like protein. Lineage: Eukaryota; Metazoa; Porifera; Homoscleromorpha; Homosclerophorida; Plakinidae. The transcript has 12 exons. Gene Ontology annotation, biological process: translation. The record is from RefSeq and is a predicted model, not a curated record. The coding region runs from base 789 to 2009 and encodes 406 amino acids. Gene Ontology annotation, molecular function: GTP binding; GTPase activity.